AAGUCGUUUGGCCCUGCUUGGGGAGUACAUAAAGAAGCGCAAUUUCAAAAUUUGUCAGUUGGAAGUUCAGUUUUUGCUGUCCUUGGUCAGGGGAGUUCUUCAGCUUCGUUUAAAAGUAUCUAAACACCAACCACAGCAGAAUGUCUGACGAGGAGUUUGGCUCGGGAUCUGGUGAGGACUCUGGCGAGGAGAGCACGAGUGGGGCCGAGCUGGUCGCCACCGCUGGAGCGGCGGGGAAAGCCGCCAGGCCGCCCGCCAACCACCCUUCCACUCUCGACAUGGUCGUAGAAGCUAUCGAGGCACUCGCCGACUCGAAGGGCGCGUCCGUGCAGGCCAUCAAGCAGUGGAUCCCCGCCCGCUACCCCACGGUGGACCCCGCCCGGCUCGGCUCACUGGUCAAGAAGGCGCUGGCGAAGGGACUGGAAACCGGCAGGCUCGUCCGUCCAAAGAAAUCUGAGGGCCUUACCGGAGCUACAGGACGGUUCAAAGUGGGCAAACCACCUAAACCCGAGAAGAAACCAGCCAAAAAGAAGCCUGCAGCGAAGAAAGCCAAGCCAACAAAGAAGGCGGUCAAUUUCGAAAAUGGCGACGCCGCCUCCGACGAAUCUUCUCCCGAAGAAAACGGCGUCUACGAUUACCCUGAUGAAGGCAGCGAUGAGGAAGAAGAAUCGCCUCCCUCCCCUCCGCCUAAGAAAAAAGCUAAGGCCAAGAAACCUGCUGCUACGAAGACUAAGAAGUCACCCAAGGAAAAGGCACCGGCCAAGAAGACCAAGGCAGCGGCCGAGAAGGCGACCAAGUCUACAAAAGCUGCGGCAAAGGAACCGAAGGCAAACGGCACGUCCAAACCAAAAUCUAAGACGAAGGCAGCGGCGGAAAAAGAAACAACGAAAUCAAAAAAGUCUCCCAAGAAAACCGCGGCCAAGCCUAAAGGAAGACCCAAGAAGGUGGUAGCUGAUUCGGACUAGUCGGUUGCCGUUAUGACGUCAUACCAAACUGAAAAUGGUAUCUAUCUUAAAUGAUGUCAAAUGGCUUUGAAAAAUAUUCCACAUGCUUCGAUUCUUUGUAGCUUUUAUAUCAAAACAUGACGGCCGUUUUAACGAGUUUGUGAAUUUGGACUGGGUCAACUGAACUUCUACCUCUACUUCAAGACUUGAUUUUCUUGUGAUAUUGUGAUUUUCGUUAAAAAGUAAAUUUGAUGUAUUGACUGUAAGUAAAUUUGUAGCAUCUCGAGUGUCUAUGUAUUAUCCUUAUAUUAAAUAAAUGAUGUUUUAAGU
Messenger RNA from Branchiostoma belcheri (Belcher's lancelet), 1274 nucleotides. Its product is annotated as sperm-specific protein PHI-2B/PHI-3-like. The transcript has 4 exons. The record is from RefSeq and is a predicted model, not a curated record. Gene Ontology annotation, molecular function: structural constituent of chromatin; DNA binding. Lineage: Eukaryota; Metazoa; Chordata; Leptocardii; Amphioxiformes; Branchiostomatidae. Gene Ontology annotation, cellular component: nucleosome. Gene Ontology annotation, biological process: nucleosome assembly. Bases 141 to 965 code for a protein of 274 amino acids.